Molecule: messenger RNA, 1820 nt
Organism: Lethenteron reissneri (Far Eastern brook lamprey)
Lineage: Eukaryota; Metazoa; Chordata; Hyperoartia; Petromyzontiformes; Petromyzontidae
Product: forkhead box protein B1-like
Biological process (GO): anatomical structure morphogenesis; cell differentiation; regulation of transcription by RNA polymerase II
Molecular function (GO): RNA polymerase II cis-regulatory region sequence-specific DNA binding; DNA-binding transcription factor activity, RNA polymerase II-specific
Source: RefSeq, a predicted model, not a curated record
GGGAGGGAGCGGGGGAGCGCACGGCUCUCGGCUGCGCGGAGAGCGGCGACUCUCCUCCUCCUCCUCCCGAGCGCGAGGCGAAACUUGGACGCGCGUGGGGCCGCGUCCCGGCGCGCCCAGAAGAUGCCGAGGCCCGGGCGGAACACGUACAGCGACCAGAAGCCCCCGUACUCGUACAUCUCGCUCACGGCCAUGGCCAUCCAGAGCUCGCAGGAGAAGAUGCUGCCGCUCAGCGAGAUCUACAAAUUCAUCAUGGAGCGCUUCCCCUACUACCGCGAAAACACGCAGCGCUGGCAGAACUCGCUGCGCCACAACCUCUCCUUCAACGACUGCUUCAUCAAGAUUCCGCGGCGACCCGACCAGCCCGGCAAGGGUAGCUUCUGGGCCCUGCACCCGGCGUGCGGGGACAUGUUCGAGAACGGCAGCUUCCUGCGACGGCGCAAGCGCUUCAAGGUUCUGCUGCACUCGGCCGGCAAGGAACCCGCGCCCUCCCCAUACUUCCAGCACCACGCUCACCACGCGCACCACGCUCACCACGCGCACCAGCAGCAGCAGCAGCAACAACAGCAGCAGCAGCAACAGCAGCACGCGGCCAAGCUGCGUCUGUCCCUGGCGGCCAGCGGGGCCCACCUGCCGCAGUUCGCCGCCGCCGCCGCGUACGGCAUGCAUGGGCUGCCACCCGCGUCCAGCUUCAAGCACCCGUUCGCCAUCGAGAACAUCAUCGCGCGGGAUUACAAGGCGAUGAUGGCUGCGGGCGGCCUGGCGCUCUCCGCGGCUGUGCAGCCCGUGCCCACCAGCUACCCAGUGGCGGCCGGGCUGGCCCCCGUCGUGGGCUCGCUGGCCCCGGGGUGGCCGCACAUGUACGCCACGGGGGUUCUGCACGACGCGGCGACCGCGGGCCCCGUGGCCGUGCCGGGCCUGCGCACCAGCGACUACGGCGCCUACGGAGUCCCCAUCACGCCGCUGGUGUGCGGACACGCGGCGCAGGGCCUCCCCGCGGUGCCCGUGCCCAUCAAGCCCGCGCCUCCGCCGCCUCUCCCGGCUCCCGCGGCCGCCUCGCUCCUCCUCGCCGGGGCCUCCCCGCGGCCCUCCGGGCCGGGGGGUUCCCCGACCUCUCCCGCCGCCGCGCCGCACAGGAGCCCCUCGCCCGGGGGGCACCUCCCGUCGUGUCCCCCGCCGGGUGCCCUGCGGUCCGUGUCGGUGCACUGAAGGAGCAGCGCGAAGGGGAGACGGGGACACGCGAACUCUCGCCUCGCCCCAACACACGCGGGUUUGGAGUGCGGGUUCAUGGAGCGUCACCACCACCAUCCUCAUCACCACCACCACUCUCAUCAGACACCAUCGUAAUUGUCAUUAUUUUUAUUUUUCCGUCUGCCUGUAGCGAUAUUUGGCCGGCAAACAGUUUCGCAAGAGAUGCUAGGGCGACGCGAGGUAUACGAUCUGAGCUGAUGUAAAAUGUGAUACGUGACAUGCGAGGUGUCAGGCGAGAGGUUUAGCACGUGAGAUUCGAUUCAUGAGACGUGAGAUGGGAGCUUUAAGAUGUGAGGUCUAGGAUGCGAGGUGUAAGACGUAAGUUGUUUAAUGUAAAAUGUGAGCUGUAUGGCUGUGAGAUGCAGAGAAGUAAUAUGUAGGGCUGUAAGAUAUAAGGUGUCAGAUUUACAAUGUGAGAUGUGAAUUGUAAGAGGUCAAAUGUUUGGUGUAAAUCUGAUCUGAAGUAUGCGAGUUGUACAAUGUGAGAUUGAGAUGUCGGAGAUUCAACCAGACGCACUUUUUUCGUGAGUCCCACUUCCUCUUCGUGAGGUCUCGGCUGCUGUAAAUAA